AUGAAGUUGAUUUGGGCGGCGGCAGUGGCGGAGAUUUGGGCGGCGGCAGUGGCGGAGAUUUGGGCGGCGGCAGUGGCGGAGAUUUGGGCGGCGGCAGUGGCGGAGACCUGGGCGGCGGCAGUGGCGGAGACCUGGGCGGCGGCAGUGGCGGAGACCUGGGCGGCGGCAGUGGCGGAGACCUGGGCGGCGGCAGUGGCGGAGACCUGGGCGGCGGCAGUGGCGGAGACCUGGGCGGCGGCAGUGGCGGAGACCUGGGCGGCGGCAGUGGCGGAGACCUGGGCGGCGGCAGUGGCGGAGACCUGGGCGGCGGCAGUGGCGGAGACCUGGGCGGCGGCAGUGGCGGAGACCUGGGCGGCAGCAGUGGCGGAGACCUGGGCGGCAGCAGUGGCGGAGACCUGGGCGGCGGAAGUGGCGGAGAUCUGGGCGGCGGCAAUGGCGGACAGCAGGGCGGACCCGGCGGACAGCAGGGCGGACUGUUGGUGCAACCCUACGCAGGGCGGACCCGGGGGGCAGCAGGGCGGACCCGGCGGACAGCAGGGCGGACCCGGCGGACAGCAGGGCGGACCCGGCGGACAGCAGGGCGGAUCCGGCGGACAGCAGUGCGGACCCGGCGGACAGCAGGGCGGACCCGGCGGACAGCAGGGCGGACCCGGCGGACAGCAGGGCGGACCCGGCGGACAGCAGGGCGGACCCGGCGGACAGCAGGGCGGCCAGGGCGGACCGCCGCAGCAGGGCGGACAGCAGGGCGGCCAGCAAGGCGGACAGGGAGGACCGCCGCAGCAGGGCGGACAGGGCGGACCGCCGCAGCAGGGCGAACAGCAGGGCGGACAGCAGGGCGGACAGGGCAGACCGUCGCAGCAGGGCGGACAGGGCGGACCGUCGCAGCAGGGCGGACAAGGCGGACCGCCGCAGCAGGGCGGACAGCAGGGCGGACAGGGCGGACAGCAGGGCGGCCAGCAAGGCGGACAGGGAGGACCGCCGCAGCAGGGCGGACAGGGCGGACCGCCGCAGCAGGGCGGAGAGCAGGGCGGACAGGGCAGACCGUCGCAGCAGGGCGGACAGGACGGACCGUCGCAGCAGGGCGGACAAGGCGGACCGCCGCAGCAGGGCGGACAGCAGGGCGGACAGCAGGGCGGACAGCAGGGCGGACAGGGCGGACAGCAGGGCGGCCAGCAAAGCGUACAGGGCGGACAGCAGGGCGGCCAGCAAGGCGGACAGGGCGGACCGCCGCAGCAGGGCGGACAGGGCGGACCGUCGCAGCAGGGCGGACAGCAGGGCGGACAGGGCGGACCGCCGCAGCAGGGCGGACAGGGCAGACCGCCGCAGCAGGGCGGACAGCAGAGCGGACAGCAGGGCGGACAGCAGGGCGGCCAGCAAGGCGGACAAGGCGGCCCGCCGCAGCAGGGCGGACAGCACGGCGGACAGGGCGGACCGCCACAGCAGGGCGGACAGCAGGGCGGACAGGGAAGACCGUCGCAGCAGGGCGGACCGCCGCAGGAAGGUCAGCAGGGCGGAUCCAGUGGACAGCAGGGCGGACAGGGCGGACCGCCGCAGGAAGGUCAGCAGGGCGGAUCCAGUGGACAGCAGGGCGGACAGCAGGGGGGUGGUGGCGGAGAUCAAGGGGGUGCUGGCGGGGAUCAGGGUGGAGCAGGCAGUUCGAGCGUCGCCACUGCUCAGAGUGUGAGAGGCAGUGCGAUCAAUACAACAAGUGCCAAGGGUGGAAAGGGAGGCAAGGGCGGCAAGGGCGGAAAGGGAGGAAAGGGGGGGAAGGGUGGCAAGGGAGGAAAGAAGUGA
Closterium sp. Naga37s-1 is the source of this 1794-nucleotide messenger RNA. The record is from the annotation of a GenBank genome assembly. Lineage: Eukaryota; Viridiplantae; Streptophyta; Zygnematophyceae; Desmidiales; Closteriaceae.